AAUUUUAUGUUCAUUAUCAAAAUAAUACAGACCAUUUUAAUGAUGCUUUUACAAAUAAUAUGACUCAAAAUAAUAUGCUGAAUUUUAAUGCACCUGUCAACAACGUAACAUCAAAUAAUAAUAUAAAUAAUCUUAAUAUAAAUAAUAUGAAUGUAAAUAAUAUGAACGUAAAUAAUAUGAAUAUUAAUAAUGUAAGCAAUAUGAAUAAUGUAAAUAAUAAUAGUAAAAAGAAUAAUAAAAGUAAUAAUAAUAAUAAUAAUAUAAAUUGUAAUAAUAGUGCAAAUAAUUUUGCUAGCCAUUUUACAAACAAUACAGAAGAUAUGCAAUUAAAUGCGAUCAAUAACUUUGUUACAACACAAAAUGAAAACAUAAUAAAUGGACCUUCACAUACAUCAAAAAAAAGAUCUUUAACAAUAGCUCAACCACAAAAUAAUAAUAAAUCUAUUAACUUUAUAAAAAACUUACAAACAUUAAAUGGAACAAAAAAUAUUACAAAUGAACAUAUGAUAAAUUAUAAUGAACAUGUCAUUAAUGAUGAAUCUCAAAGAUUUUUACAACAAAAUCAAUAUACAAAGUAUACAAAUAAUGUCAAUCAAAAUGUAUCUGCAAAUAAUAAUGAUAAUAAUGAAUUAACCAACUGUUCUAUGAAUUUUAAUAAUUAUUAUCAACAUCAAAAUAAUGCUAAUAACACAAUCAACAAUAAUAAUAAUAUUAAUAAUAAUAGUAUACAUGACAAAAAUAUUAUCCAGUCAUAUAACAAUAAUAAUAUGUAUACAUUCAGAGAUGAUAUUUAUAAAAAUAGUUAUUACAUAUAA
Plasmodium gaboni is the source of this 815-nucleotide messenger RNA. RefSeq lists its product as hypothetical. The transcript has a single exon. The annotation marks the transcript as partial. NCBI's taxonomy places the organism in Eukaryota, Apicomplexa, Aconoidasida, Haemosporida, Plasmodiidae. The record is from RefSeq and is a predicted model, not a curated record.